Ricinus communis (castor bean) is the source of this 2515-nucleotide messenger RNA. RefSeq lists its product as uncharacterized. Gene Ontology annotation, biological process: protein transport. The transcript is spliced from 6 exons. NCBI's taxonomy places the organism in Eukaryota, Viridiplantae, Streptophyta, Magnoliopsida, Malpighiales, Euphorbiaceae. The coding region runs from base 785 to 2290 and encodes 501 amino acids. The record is from RefSeq and is a predicted model, not a curated record.
ACCCAAAAAUACCCUCACUAUUCUUGUCAAAUAAACCUCUGACUAUUAGGGGUCGACAGGGGUGUUAUAGUAAAUUCAGUGAUCCCUUAACUGUUGAUAUUAAUUCUAAUUAAUCGUAAAAGAGCAACAAAACGGCGCGCAAAUUAUUUAAUAAUAGGAUUGGAGGGAGAGGGAAUAAAUCCUACGUAGCAAUACGUUCUCUCUCUAAAAAAAAAAAAAAAAGAGAGAAAAAGAAAAAGAAAGGAAAAGGAAAAGGAAAAGUUAAUUCUCUUUCUCUCUCUAAAAGCAGAGCUUUUUAUAAAUUUUCCUCCUUCUUGCUUUUGAGCUUCCUUGAGCCAAUCUGGAGAUUCUUGAUUGACCAUUCACCUCUCUUUUUCUCUCUGUUAUAAAUGCCAUUCUCUCUCUACUUCCCUCUCUGUGUCUUGUUUUAUAAACCUCCAUUCUCUAGAGCUUCUUGUUGCUAAUUUUAGAAGCCAUUUUUGGAGUUCUUUUCAAUAAUUAUUCGCUUAAUUUUCUUUUUCUUUUCCAAUUUAACGUCUUUCUAUUGUUUCUUUGCUUCUUCGAUUUAGUAAUGCAGAUUCUUGGUGUUUCUUGAUCCCUCAUUUUCUUGCUUUCUUGCUAUUCAUUACCUUACCUUGUCAUCCUUAUAUAAAGGAAGCUCAAGACACAGAAAGAAGAAAAAGAAACAAAAGGAACCAACCAUCUUCUAUUUUAUUUCUCCCGAGUUUUUUCUUUUUUGUGAUUGACUAAAAAGUUUCAGAAGAUCAAAAUAAGAAAAAAGGGAAUGUUAGACGGAUUGUUGAAAUCGAAAUACCACACGAAAUGCAAGUCGCUGGUGAAGAUGACAAAGACAAGACUGGAAGUGUUAAAGAAGAAGAAGUGCUCCGUUGCAAAGUUCUUGAAGAAUGAUAUGGCUGAUCUUCUCAGGAACGGUCUUGAUUAUAAUGCCUAUUGCCGGGCUGAAGGGCUUCUAGUUGAGCAAAAGAUGAUAGCUUGUUACAAUUUCACAGAGCAGUUUUGUGGAUGUAUCGCAAGCAAUCUUACAACCAUGAAUAAACAAAGCAGGGAAUGCCCUGAGGAAUGCAGAGAAGCUGUUCAAUCUCUAAUAUAUGCAGCAGCAAGGAUUGCCGAAUUUCCUGAGCUAAGAGAUCUCCGAACUCUAUUCAAUGAAAGAUAUGGGAAUUGCCUGGAAUGUUUCCUCAAUAAAGAGUUUGCUGAGACAUUGAAGCCAACACCAGCCACAAAGGAGAUGAAACUUCAGUUGAUGCAUGACAUAGCAGCAGAGUUCAAUAUAGAAUGGAACUCCAAGCCUUUGGAACAGAAACUUUUCAGACCACCCAGUGCUCUAGAUGACCAACAUAGACAUGAUGAAUGUUUAAGCAAUACUGAUAAUGCAGCUGGAUACAAAUGGAAGAAAGACAAGGAUGAUGAUGAUGAUGAUUCGCCGCCAAAAAAAAUUAGAAGUGAACUCGCAUCUCAUGGGAGGAAGAAUGGCAUUGAUGAGAAAUAUAAUCUACCAAACAGCAGUGAAGAUGAGGUGAUUUCGGUUGGCAGGAGAGAUAGCACUGACCUCGAUAGUCUACACGCUAGUUCAAGUUCAGUAGGAAGUGUUUCGGAAGAUGAAAUUGAUAACAAGAAGCCUUUUUACUACAGAUUCAUUCCUCCACCUUAUAUUAGAACAAAAGGUAUAACAGAUGAAAGCAAGAUUGAACAUCCCUCGAAACCAAAUGGCAACGUUGUCACAGAAGAAGCUACUCGCCGAGAUGAUUUUGGUAAGGAAGCUAAGCCGAAACCAAAGUCAGUCCGACGGAGACUAAUGAAGUCACCUCAGGAUAAUACUGGCAGUAUCGAGAGGCCACUGAAGCCACCACCAGGCCGCGAAAAGUUUCUCGGUUAUGGUGGUGAUGGAUGGCUUGGGAAGAUUAAUCCAAGUGCAGUGAAAAGAGAAGGGGCUAGAUCAGGUUCAAGAUUUGCUCAAGCAGAUGACAAUGGCGAUCAAAGGGAUGAAGAGGAAAAGAUGCUUGAUGGACUUCUGAUGGAUUACUGUAAGGACAAACCGAUACCAAAUGUGAGGCAUCUUGCAUUGCAAACAAGCGAUGAUAGAAAUGUAAAAUCUGAGUUAGCUCUUCCUCCUGGCAGAGAAGCAGAACAAGCAACACCAAAGAAGGCAACAAAAAUGCAUGCUCGAGCAGCUUCAUUGCAGCCAGAGAUAGCGAGCAGACAUGUGCACCCUAAGCUGCCUGAUUGUGAUGAUUUAGCAGCUCGUAUUGCUGCUCUUAAGGGGAGAUAAAAAAAAAGAAAAGGAAGAUUAUGAUAAUAGGGUAUCAGAGCUUGCUUAACAUUCUUUAGUAUUCCUUAAAAAAAAAAAAAAAGGAAAAACAAAAAAAGAGAAAAAAUUGAAAAGGUAAGUAAUUAGUAGUGUUCUUAUAGUUAUCUGAUUGAUUAAUGGUACAGAUGCUAUACUUGUUCACAGCUAUUAUAUUAAUUCAGACUCAGAUUCAGAUUGUCUUCUUUA